This is a messenger RNA of Striga hermonthica, 822 nucleotides long. NCBI's taxonomy places the organism in Eukaryota, Viridiplantae, Streptophyta, Magnoliopsida, Lamiales, Orobanchaceae. The record is from the annotation of a GenBank genome assembly.
AUGAUGAAGCAGAUGCUAGGCUGCUGCAAGGUCUACAUCUCCGAAAGCCGGAACAAAACCGCGCUGGACUCAAUCGAGCGGGCCGCCAAGCUUUUCCCCGACGCCCCAAUCGUCAACAGGUUCGAUGACGCCAUCUACAACCGGGUCGGGUACACGCUGGUCUCGGAUCCAGCUCCGCUGAAGGGCGCGGCUUUCGAGAUGGUGCGAGCCGCUUUCGAAGCCAUCGACCUCGAAAGGCACUGCGGGUCCCACCCGCGGCUCGGCGUCGUAGACCAUCUAAAUAUUGUCUCACAUAGCCUUGCAGUGGCUACAUUCCUCUACGGAGCAGCACACCGUGAAGCACGGUCACUCGACUCCAUCAGAAGGGAGCUGGGCUACUUCAAGCCCAAUGCCGAUGGAAACCAAUGGACUGGUGGGCCACAGUCAGAAGCACUGCAACUCAGCACGGAUGAGGGCCCGUCUCGUGCUAUCCCAAAAAAGGGCGUUGUCGUAAUUGGAGCCACCCGUUGGGUCGACAAUUACAAUGUACCGAUUUUCACGAGCGAUAUGGCCAAAGUUCGAAAGAUUGCGAGAAGUGUUAGUAGCAGAGGGGGUGGAAAGCCCUCCGUGCAGUCAAUGGCGCUUGCUCAUGGUAAAGGCAUAAUUGAGGUUGCUUGUAAUUUAUUGGAUACGAGUGAAGUUGAUGGUGAUUUUGUUCAGAAAGAGAUCGAGAGGCUUGCCGCGGAAGAAGGUUUGGUUGUGGGGGAAGGUUAUUAUACCGAUCUUUCGCAGGAGAAACUUGUCGAGAAGUAUUUAAACCUUGUUGCUCGUUCGAUCGACUAG